CCUUCCAGCAGGCGUCGCUGCUCCGUCCAGAGCCUCCCCGCGGCCCCGGAAAGCGCUUCUUUGCCGAGGCGGAACUGCGGCGGCGUGCAGCGUCUUGUCUCUCCGCACGAAGCCGCUCCGAUGUGCGCCGUGCGGCGGCUGCGGGCGUCGGUGCGUCAACGCCUGAGCGCCGCGGCGGAGGAUUUCCUGCUGCGGCUGCAGAAAGAAGAGCAAGGAGACGCGUCGCGACUUCCGCUGCUCAGGUCGCUGCUCGACGAGCGGCUGGCGGCGGCCGCGGACGACAUCGUGGCGCUGCUGGAGGAAGUCAUCAUGCGGGCGGACUGGGAGAGGCGCGGCCAGCCGGCGGACUUGGAGCCUUGCGGCCAGGGGAAGACGCAGAGUCCAGCGCAGUCAAGCAAGACGCAGUCAGAGCGUGAGCAGGAAGUGCAGCAGGUGAUUGUGGGAAAAGAGGAAGAGGAGGAGUCUGCGCACAUCAAAGAGGAAGAAGAGGACGUUGCCAUGGUUUCCGUGAAGAGCGAGGAGGACGGAGGGGAUGACGUUCAUUCUCCCGCCGACCUGCGGAGCGACGGCAGCGAUGAAGAGUGGAUCCGCUCCGGCGACGCCGCCCCGGAGACGAGUCCCGGAGGGGGCGGGGCAUCCACCACCUGCCCCGAGUGCGGGAAAAGCUUCCUGAACGCCCUUCGCCUGAAAAGACACAGGAAGACGCACUCGGGAGAGAAACCCCACGUGUGCUCGGUGUGCGGGAAAAGCUCCCGGCAGAAGGGCGACCUGGUCAAGCACAUGCGCACGCACACGGGGGAGAAACCCUUCCGCUGCUCGGUGUGCGGCAGCGGCUUCAUCCACAGCCAGGCGCUGGUGCAGCACGCCCGGACGCACACGCAGGAGAAACCCUUCAGCUGCGCCGUGUGCGGCGAGGCCUUCGCCCGCAAGGACUACCUGAAGACGCACACGCGGCGGCACACGGGGGAGAAACCCUUCUCCUGUCCCUUCUGCGCCAAGAACUUCCGCCAGCGCGUGAACAUGACGUCGCACAUGCGCGUCCACACGGGCCACAAGCCGUACGCCUGCUCCGUCUGCGACAAGAGCUUCUCCGUCAAAGGCAACGUGCGCAUCCACAUGAGGACGCACACGGGGGAGAAACCCUUCAGCUGCGGCGUGUGCGAUAAAGGCUUCACUCAGAAGGUCAACCUGCUGAGCCACAAGUGUGCCGGGACUGCGCCGGCGGACCAAUGAGCUGCUAGAACUUUCCUCCGGAUGAAGCAUGUGCAAUAAUAAAAAACACUAAAACCAAAGCAAAAGGGGUUUGAGGCUCAAAUAAAAUGUUCCCGCUAAUCGCACAUUUUGAAUAGUUUUAGUUCAGCAGCAUGGUGGCCGUGUCCAUUCAAAAUUCCAUAGAGAUAAUUGCUAAUUUACCGUCGCUGUGACCGCGGUCUUGGUGACACAUUUAUGAGCAUAUUUCCAAAACUACCAAAUUAUUUAAGUUGAUAUUGUAGCCGAACAUUUCCCCUAGAGACCAAAUGUCUGAAGAACUUUGCUGUUUUUGUAGUUCCUGCCCAUUUAUUGUGUUUUGUUUACUUUUACAAUGAAUGCAUGCACAAGCCGCAUAGCAGGUGUCCAUUCAAAAUUCCAUAGAGAUAAUUGCUAAUUUACCGUUGCUGUGACCGCGGUCUUGGUGACACAAUUAUGAGCAUAUUUCCUAAACUACCAAAUUAUUUAAGUUGAUAUUGUAGCCGAACAUUUCCCCUAGAGACCAAAUGUCUGAAGAACUUUGCUGUUUUCGUAGUUCCUGCCCAUUUAUUGUGUUUUGUUUACUUUUACAAUGAAUGCACAAGCCGCAUAGCAGGUGUCCAUUCAAAAUUCCAUAGAGAUAAUUGCUCAUUUACCGUCGCUGUGACCGCGGUCUUGGUGACACAUUUAUGAGCAUAUUUCCAAAACUACCAAAUUAUUUAAGUUGAUAUUAUAGCCGAACAUUUCCCCUAGAGACCAAAUGUCUGAAGAACUUUGCUGUUUUCGUAGAUCCUGCCCAUUUAUUGUGUUUUGUUUACUUUUACAAUGAAUGCACAAGCCGCAUAGCAGGUGUCCAUUCAAAAUUCCAUAGAGAUAAUUGCUAAUUUACCGUUGCUGUGACCGCGGUCUUGGUGACACAUUUAUGAGCAUAUUUCCAAAACUACCAAAUUAUUUAAGUUGAUAUUAUAGCCGAACAUUUCCCCUAGAGACCAAAUGU
Molecule: messenger RNA, 2224 nt
Organism: Nerophis lumbriciformis (worm pipefish)
Lineage: Eukaryota; Metazoa; Chordata; Actinopteri; Syngnathiformes; Syngnathidae
Biological process (GO): regulation of transcription by RNA polymerase II
Cellular component (GO): transcription regulator complex; PcG protein complex; chromatin
Molecular function (GO): DNA-binding transcription factor activity, RNA polymerase II-specific; RNA polymerase II cis-regulatory region sequence-specific DNA binding
Source: RefSeq, a predicted model, not a curated record